Messenger RNA from Spodoptera exigua (beet armyworm), 1338 nucleotides. The record is from the annotation of a GenBank genome assembly. NCBI's taxonomy places the organism in Eukaryota, Metazoa, Arthropoda, Insecta, Lepidoptera, Noctuidae.
AUGGAGGAUGAGGAACUUUCCACCCUGUUCCUCAUACCUCUAAAGUUGAAUCAUGACUACAUAAAGAUUAAGAUUAAUCUUAAUCUUGAUGAUGAGAUGAAGGUGGAUGUGGAGGUGGAGGUGAAGAUGAAGGUAAAGGUGAAGGUGAAGGUGAAGGUGAAGGUGAUGGUGAAAGUGAAGGUGAAGGUCAAGGUGAAGGUGAAGGUGAAGGUGAUGGUGAAGGUGAUGGUGAAGGUGAAGGUGAAGAUGAAUGUGAAGGUGUUGGUGAAGUCGAAGGUGAAGGUGAAGUUUCAGGUGAAGGGGAAGGUGAAGUCGACGGUGAAGGUGCAGGUGAAGGUGAAGGUGAAGGUGAAGGUGAAGGUGAAGGUGAAGGUGAUGGUGAAGGUGAAGGUGAAGGUGAAGUCGAAGUCGAAGUCGAAGUCGAAGUCGAAGUCGAAGUCGAAGUCGAAGUCGAAGUCGAAGUCGAAGUCGAAGUCGAAGUCGAAGUCGAAGUCGAAGUCGAAGUCGAAGUCGAAGUCGAAGUCGAAGUCGAAGUCGAAGUCGAAGUCGAAGUCGAAGUCGAAGUCGAAGUCGAAGUCGAAGUCGAAGUCGAAGUCGAAGUCGAAGUCGAAGUCGAAGUCGAAGUCGAAGUCGAAGUCGAAGUCGAAGUCGAAGUCGAAGUCGAAGUCGAAGUCGAAGUCGAAGUCGAAGUCGAAGUCGAAGUCGAAGUCGAAGUCGAAGUCGAAGUCGAAGUCGAAGAUGAAAGUGAGGGUGAAGGUGAAGGCGAAGGUGAUGGUGAAGUUGAAGGUGAAGAUAAAUGUGAAGGUGAUGCUGAAGUCGAAGGUGAAGGUGAAGGUUAAGGUGAAGGGGAAGGUAAAGGUGAUGGUGAAGGUGAUAGUGAAAGUGAAGGUGAAGUCGAAGGUGAAGUCGAAGGUGAACGCAAAGUCGAAGUCGAAGUCGAAGGUGAAGGUGAAGGUGAUGGUGAAAGUGAGGGUGAAGGUGAAGGUGAAGGUGAUGGUGAAGUCGAAGGUGAAGGUGAAGGUUAAGGUGAAGGGGAAGGUGAUGGUGAAGGUGAAGGUGAAGGUGAAGGUGAAGGUGAAGGUGAAGGUGAAGGUGAAGGUGAAGGUGAAGGUGAAGGUGAAGGUGAAGGUGAAGGUGAAGGUGAAGGUGAAGGUGAAGGUGAAGGUGAAGGUGAAGGUGAAGGUGAAGGUGAAGGUGAAGGUGAAGGUGAAGGUGAAGGUGAAGGUGAAGGUGAACUACCAACAACAACUACCCAGCUCAAUUCGCUUAGACGAUCUAAAUCAUCAUUUCUCUACAGUACCUACCAUAGAUCAUCUAGUGAACCACGACACUACAUAA